AUGAAUUUUCUGCCAAAACCAGAAAGACAUGCUGAAUCAUUGCUUGACAUUUGUCAUGAUACAAACUCUUCUCCAACUGAUACAAUGACAGUUACCAAAAACCAACACAUAAUAUUGCAAAGCAUCAGCAGUGGUGAGGACUUUUUUGACCAAGAUGAUGACCUUAGUGACUCCAUAUUGUUUAGUGAAGAAGGAGAUGUCAAAGGUGAAGGUCAAGACUGUCCACCUAAAACAGAUGAUGUUGAGAUUAUUGUGACUUUUCCAAGAGACCAUCCCCCAGAAAUGAACCAAGAGGAUUUGAAAGAAAGCAAUCAGAUAACUUCAGUGCAUCAAGAAGGGGAACACACACAUUCUGUUCCUCUCCCAAAUGAAGAUGAGAUGGCAGACUGUGAGGUGAACACACUAGCCAUGCCUUUCAUUCUAAAAACACAAGAAAGUUCCAAGGAGCUCUACAAUGUGAACAUGGGCUUUUUGUUGCCCAGACCUUGCUUGGAACCAAUUAUCUCCAAGUCUGUAACCAGAGAAGAGACUCCUACUUUUCUCAAGGUGCAGCAAAGAAAAUCUGAAGAGUUUUCUACCUCUGAUAUGAAAUACAGUAGCCGAAAGACUGAGUUUUCUCUGCCACCAUUGUCUCUUGUGCCCUUGAGAUCUGGUAUGCUCACUAUUCCCCAAAGUCACAAGGUUCCAAGAGAAACAGAAAGAAACACAGCAAGCCUCACAUGCUUUGUACCUAACAUCCUUGAACCUGUUAGUUCCUCAUGUGUGUUUACUGCAGCAAACCAGCAGAAGAAAGUCCCGUUAAAGGGGCUGAUGGAUCAGACACUCAGGCCUUCUGAUAGCUCCAUUUGGUCCAGAAACAUGUGUCCUUUUUGGAAGACUAGCCAUCACAGACAACACCUGGAAGUGGAAGAGAAUUGGAAAUCCAAGGAAACAGAAGGAUGGGACACAACUGAAGCCUCUCCUUUUGAAAAAGGGCAGUCUCUGGUGUCCUUUGACCAUUUUAAGGAUGGCGGUCUUCCCACAGAUAAGGAACAGGAUACUGAAUACUGUAAUGGUGAAAUGAAAAAAACAGAAGAAAACUCCCUGCAUGUGUCACGGAGAAAGAAAGAGGGCCCGUCAGCCAAAAAGGAUGAACAGGAUUCACAAAUUGUGUGUACCAUCCCAAGCAAGCCCCAAGAAGUCCAACACUCUGAAGUAAUUCCCAGUGAGGAGAAAGUGACUAGAAAUAAUACCCAUUCAAAAAGCAAUUCCUUGUCUAAAGGUGAAAAAAUGGACCCAGAGGAUAUUUUAGAAGAGUUUACUGUACUUAAAGACUUGUUCAAUGUGGUUUCUGAUGGUCCCAAUGAACAGCUCCCAGGUCAUCUCCACAUGGGAACAAACAUAAAAAUAGCAAUAGCUGAAGCAACCAAACCAGAAAUGAGUGGGAUGGUGCCUCUUCUCCACAUCACUUUCCCUGAAGAAGAAAUGCCCAAAGAGCCAGCUGUAGCCAAACCAAGCCUCCAGAAAAGAAAGAAUGUUGCUCCUAACAAUGGCUUCAACCUACUUGCACACCAAGAAAACAACAAACUUAAGGUGAGUACCCAUAGAAGUAAGUUGGAUUCAAAGACCAAGACAAGUAACAAGACACCUCAAAAUUUCAUGAUAUCCAUUCAAACUUCCAUUAAGCCUAAUCUGCAUAAAACUAGCACAAAAACUCAGGUGUUGCCUGCUUUGGAGCUUGUUAACCCUAAGGCCAGGCAAUCAUCCAAGUGUCAAAAGAGAAUGCCACAGAUAGAAAAGAAGCAAUUACCUUACUGGACACAGAAAUCUAAAAAGCAAUCCUUCCCAUGCAUCUGUAAAAAUCCAGGAAUAAAAAAGCCAUGCAUUCCUCUCUCUGUACCACCAACAGAGCCCAGACUACAUUACCUGGAUCUGAAGUAUAGUGACAUGUUCAAAGAAAUCAAUUCAACUGCAAAUGGACCUGGAAUCUAUGAAAUGUUUGGGACUCCUGUUUAUUGUCAUAUGCGGGAGGCAGAAAGGCGUGAGAUCUGUUCUGCUCCAUCUGGCAGGUGUAUCACCAACAAAUGUCGAACUUCACAUAGCGAACGGAGCAGCAAUAGCAGAACCAGACUUGCUCAGAAAAGACCACACAUUAAACCUCCAAAGCCUUCACUUGAAUUUAAACACAAACACAAAGGUUUAAUUCCUAAAGGAAAAGGUUGCAAAGCUGUAGGUAGCGACCUAGAAGAUGUUGAAAAUGGUAUUCCAGAACCAGACUGGCAGAAGAAAUCAUCAGGAAAUGACUUUCUGUCCAUUCAAGAUGAAGUUCAGUCCAUGAAUUUGGCCCAGGUUUCUGAGAAGGGUCCUAAGCAGAAUGAAUUCCUUCCUAUAUCAGAGUUAUCUAUUGUUGAAGAGAUCUCGAUGGAAGACUGUGUGGAUGAAGGAGACAUUUCUAACAAUCAGAUCCUCACCAUGAGUCUCAAAGAUCUGCAAGAACUUGAAGAGCUCCAUCACCAGACCCCUGUUGUUCUUUCAGAAGACAGCUGGGCUGUGCCUACUGACAAAAGUUCUUCCAAGCACAUACUGCAGGAAAAGCAGAAUACAGCACCUCUUGAGAAAAUAAAUGCCAGUCAAAUGCUAACGAAUUAUCUAGAGUUUGAGAGUGUGUCAGAUAAACCUAAACCGUGUACGAGUUUCUCUUUCCAAGAGAAACAAGAAAAGAUGUCUUCCCAAACAUAUCCCCACUGGGAACAUUCUUUGGAUGAUGAUAGUUUAUCACAGAAAUCGAUCACAUAUCAAACAUUUGGGAAAACUUUAAAUGAUGAAGAUUCUAUUUCCCCAGAAAUUCUGGACUCAUUAAAUAAUGAAGAAUUGACAGAUGAAUUAUUAGGUUGUCUAGCUGCGGAAUUAUUAGCUCUUGAUGAGAAAGAUAACAGCACUUGCCAAAUGAUGGCCAAUGAAACAGAUUCUGAAAGCUUAAAUCUUAUCCUCAACAGGGGAGAAAAUACUAUCAAGGAAUUGGGCAGAGAGACAACAAAUGUCACAAUACAGAGGUAUAACAAUGGGUUCAGGAUAUACGACAGGAAGGAGCUCCCCAACUCAAUUGAAAGGAAGACAUUUUCUGAAAAUAGUUUAAAGCAUGAAGAAGCUAUCCUGUGGACCAAGGGUGAGAUCCUUGGAAAGGGAGCCUAUGGCACAGUAUACUGUGGUCUCACUAGCCAAGGGCAACUAAUAGCUGUGAAACAAGUGGCUUUGGAUACCUCUGAUAAAUUGGCUACUGAAAAAGAAUACCGGAAACUACAGGAAGAAGUAGAUUUGCUUAAAGCCUUGAAACAUGUCAACAUUGUGGCCUAUUUGGGUACAUGCUUAGAAGAGAACACUGUAAGCAUUUUCAUGGAGUUUGUUCCUGGAGGCUCAAUCUCUAGUAUUAUAAACCGUUUUGGGCCAUUGCCUGAGAUGGUGUUCUGUAAGUAUACAAAACAAAUCCUUCAAGGUGUUGCUUAUCUCCAUGAGAACUGUGUGGUACAUCGAGAUAUCAAAGGAAAUAAUGUUAUGCUCAUGCCAACUGGAAUCAUAAAGCUGAUUGAUUUUGGCUGUGCUAAGCGUUUGGCUUGGGCAGGCUUAAAUGGCACCCACAGUGACAUGCUAAAGUCCAUGCAUGGGACACCAUAUUGGAUGGCCCCAGAAGUCAUCAACGAGUCUGGCUAUGGAAGGAAAUCAGACAUCUGGAGCAUUGGCUGCACUGUGUUUGAGAUGGCCACAGGGAAGCCUCCAUUAGCUUCCAUGGAUAGGAUGGCAGCCAUGUUUUACAUUGGAGCCCACAGAGGUCUCAUGCCUCCUUUACCAGGUCACUUCUCCCAAGAUGCAGCAGACUUCGUGCGCAUGUGCCUGACCAGGGAUCAACAUGAGCGACCUUCUGCUCUCCAGCUCCUAAAACACUCCUUCCUGAACAGAAGUCCCUGA
Messenger RNA from Dipodomys ordii (Ord's kangaroo rat), 3942 nucleotides. It is a transcript of the gene Map3k19, whose product is annotated as mitogen-activated protein kinase kinase kinase 19. Lineage: Eukaryota; Metazoa; Chordata; Mammalia; Rodentia; Heteromyidae. Bases 1 to 3942 code for a protein of 1313 amino acids. The transcript has 10 exons. Gene Ontology annotation, molecular function: protein kinase activity; ATP binding. Gene Ontology annotation, biological process: protein phosphorylation. The record is from RefSeq and is a predicted model, not a curated record.